AUGGGAGGAGGCGGUGGACCAGGAGUCGCACGAACAGGGAACCACCAUGGCCACGGGGGGAACGGAGCGAACGCGCACACGCCGUGUCCCCCGGCGGUUGUGAACAAGGUGUACAGAGUCGGCCGAAAGAUUGGCAGUGGGUCAUUCGGGUGUCUAUACGACGGCGUGGACAUACGCGAUGGCCGUGAAGUGGCGAUUAAGCUCGAACUGGCGAGCACAAAGCACCCGCAACUCAUCUACGAGGCGAAGAUCAUCCGCCUGCUCCAAGGGGGAGUGGGCGUUCCGGUGUGCUACCACUACGGCGACGAGGGCGAGUGGCACGUGAUGGUGAUUGAUCGACUUGGCCACUCUCUGGAAGAUCUCUUCAAUCUCUGCAAGAGGAGCUUUUCUGUGGAGACGGUGCUUCAUCUCGGCAUUCAGAUGUUGGACCGAAUCGAGUACAUCCACAAACACCACUGCAUUCAUCGCGACAUCAAGCCCGACAACUUCCUGGUGGGGCGCGGAGACAAUGCAAAUGUCGUUUACCUCAUCGACUUUGGACUCGCCAAGAAGUUCCGUGACCACACCGGGAGACACAUCGUCUACAAAGAAGGAAAAAACCUCACUGGAACCGCCCGCUAUGCUUCACUUGCAACUCAUCUGGGCAUUGAACAAGCACGUCGAGACGAUCUCGAAGGCUUGGGCUACGUGCUCAUUUAUUUCCUUCGAGGCUCUUUGCCGUGGCAAGGCUUGAAAGCGACUUCGAAGCGCGACAAGUACAGCAAAAUUACGCACACAAAGAUGAAUGUGGAUAUCAACGCUCUCUGCGAAGGCCUCCCCUCUUGUUUCUCAGAAUUUCUCUCGUACUGUCGGGCGCUCCAGUUCACUGACGCCCCCAACUGCAGAUACCUCCGUCGUCUGUUGACAGACGCGCUGGCGGAGCGUCGAUCGCGGAAGUUCGCAUUCGACUGGGCACCGCUUCUGUCUGCCUGCUGCUGUUGCAUUUGUCGCCCGGCGGUCAUGCCCGCCGCGCUGUCUCCGCCCGCUCUCGCGCAUCACGCAGGCGUCGCGCCUCCGGUCCACACCCUGCUUCCGCAGCAAUCCCCUCACCUGGUGCUGCACCACUCGUACGCGCCGGUGGUGUCUCCGCGCAGGGGACAGAAUGUCCCCGUCUCGCUGGCCCCGCGGGCCGGAGGCGGACAAGCCGGAGGCCGGUGCCCGGGGCGGGGCCCGGACGCGGGGCGUCUCUUUCUGGGGUUCGCCGACGACGUGCUUCGGGGCGCGCCGGCGUUGCCUGGCGCGAAGAAGGAGGGAAACUGUCUAGUGGAUCUCGAGGAGGAGAAGCUGGCUUGCCUCCGGAACGAGCGCACAGACCACACGGGCAUGCGCUACGUGGGGAAACAGGCGGCAGGCGCCGUGCAGCCCCACGGCCCCCGGCAGUGCUACGGCGGCCAACUGUGUGCCUCGCCAGCGCUCCUGGUCUCGUCCCUCCCUCUGCUUCGGCCGACCCCACAAACUGCCAAUGGGACGACGCCCCUCGGGGCGCACGCGCAGCCCGCGCGCCUGUCCCCUGGUCGCGCACCCGUCGUUGUCGGAGUCGCGCAGUCGCUGGGUCUCGACCUCUCGGCGGUUGCCGCAGCGGCCAACGUCGGCGGCGCGAUGGACCUCGUCGCCUGCGCCCCCGCCGUCUCCCCUCUCGGAGACGACCGAUUGGGCCGCGACUUCUUCGAGCCCCAGAAAUCCCACUUCCACGCGGUGCUCCAUUAG
Molecule: messenger RNA, 1746 nt
Organism: Neospora caninum
Lineage: Eukaryota; Apicomplexa; Conoidasida; Eucoccidiorida; Sarcocystidae
Product: putative Casein kinase one (CK1)
Exons: 5
Coding region: 1-1746 (581 amino acids)
Biological process (GO): peptidyl-serine phosphorylation; signal transduction
Cellular component (GO): nucleus; cytoplasm
Molecular function (GO): ATP binding; protein serine/threonine kinase activity
Source: RefSeq, a predicted model, not a curated record